This is a messenger RNA of Porites lobata, 793 nucleotides long. Lineage: Eukaryota; Metazoa; Cnidaria; Anthozoa; Scleractinia; Poritidae. The record is from the annotation of a GenBank genome assembly.
AUGGCAUGCCUAUUACUUAGGAUACAUCACUGCGUCACUUGUAAUCCUCUCUUAGGAUGUUCCAACUACACAUACCUCAACGAGUCCAGCAGAGCAAUGACAUAUAACAGAAGUAUUUCUUACCUAUGCGAUGCAAAUCUUAACGGAUGGUACAGAUUCACUGGAGAGGCUGGAACGCAAAUGGCUGAUUCUUGUGUCAACAUGUAUCGUUGCGGGACCGAGUCACCUGGAUGGCUCAACGGAACUCAUCCCGACUUAACUGAUGGGGCUGUUAAACGCCAAGUGUGUUUUAGCUCUUUUGACAACUGUUGCCAUCAUUCACAUGAAAUAACUGUACAACAUUGUGGAGCAUUUUACGUUUACAAACUUGAAGGACAAUCCCAUUGCAAUCUGCGUUACUGUGGAAACGGAUCGCCAUAUGCACAAGGUAUUAACAAAAAUAAAACAACAUUAAACAAUCGUUUUAUUUCAUUGUUUGACAGGCGUAUUUUCAUGCAUUUUCCAAUAAAUUUUCAAAAAUUCAUGCCUUCUUUUCAAUGAAAUUGCAUUUUCUAGCAAAAUAAGAAUUAAACACUAAGCAGUUUGUAAGAAAAUAAUAUAGAAGCAACUAUGGCUCAUAAAGUAGUAAUUGACGCUGAACAAAUAGACAAGAAUUUGACAGAUUGUACUUCACGGAGUUUUCCUUUCUUUCAUAGAAUGCUACAAUUACAAAGUUCUUAACGAGACCAGCAGAUCGAAAACAUAUCAUGGAUCUUAUCCUUAUCAAUCUGAUCGUAUGCUGUCGACCGACUGA